Molecule: messenger RNA, 1120 nt
Organism: Zophobas morio
Lineage: Eukaryota; Metazoa; Arthropoda; Insecta; Coleoptera; Tenebrionidae
Product: histidine-rich glycoprotein-like
Exons: 2
Coding region: 65-1066 (333 amino acids)
Source: RefSeq, a predicted model, not a curated record
UACGGCGAGGAGCUCUUGGAAGGUCAUUCUCAGCUUGGUUUGCUUAUCUUCUAGAUAUAGCAACAUGGGAGCUUUGGUGAUGACGAGUGUGUUCCUGCUGGGCCUAAUAGCAACCGAAGCUAGAAGCCUGUCUGAAGAAGACGGCGUGACGUACAUAGCUCGAAGCAUGGCCAUAGCACCUCCCCUACAUAGCGCAUCACCACCAGAAGACCCAAGAUUGAUAGCAACAGCAACUAACUAUCAACCUUUUCCUAUUAAAACUUACCAGUAUUCAAGUUACGCACCAAACUACGAAAUCCUCGCACCCACAUAUAACCCCCAAGCCUACCAACUCGACAGCGAAUACUCCAAAGAAGCCAAAGACGAUGACUUUGAAAACACAGAACACUUCCUCGGUGACCUCCAAGGCUACACCCACUACAAAACCUCCAACAGCUUCAACCUCGAAGGUCCCCACCAGCUCGAAACCAUCAACACCAAAAGCUACCACAAAGAAGUAGAACCAUAUGACGUUUCCGGCUAUUCUCACGACCAACACGACCACGACGAAGAACACGCAGAGGUCCACUACCACCAGCACAAACACGUCCACAAACACAACCACAAGCAAGAACAUGUUCACCAACACAAAGGUCAACACCAGCACCAACACGGUCACAAACACCAACACCAAGGACAACACAGUCACAAGCACGUGGGUGACCACAAGCACGAACAUCAACAGAAACACGUUCAUAAUCAUCAUGGCGAACACGACCACAAACACCAACACGGGCAUCAGCACAGCCACCAUGGCGAUCACAAACACGACCACAAGCAUCAUCAGGAUCACAAGCAUAGUCAUCAUCACGGGCACAAGCAUUCUCAUCAUUCUGACCACAAGCACGAACAUCAUCAGGACCAUAAGCAUGAUCAUCAUCACGACCAUAGUCACCAGGGGAGUCACAAGCAUCAGCACCAUCACCAGGGGUCGCAUAAGCAUCAGCAUAUGCAUAAGCAUGAAGAUAAGCACCACCAUGGGCAUAAGCAUGGGCACUCUCAUAAGCAGAGCCACCACAAGCACUGAUUUUGUUGUUUUUGUUUUUAAAUGUUGUUGUCUGUUGGGACUUUUAUCCGCAAA